UAAUAAUAUUAGAGAAAAAUGCAGAAAUUGCUAAAAACAAUUUUCAUUAUGACCCUUCUGGCAGUGGCUCUCGCCAUCGCAGAUAAGGUCACUGAAUUAGAGGAGAAAGACUUUGUUAAUGGAAGAGUUCUCAACAAGAAUGCCCACGUCAAAGGCAAGUGGUUCAUCAAGUUCUACGUGCCAUGGUGCCCUCACUGCCAACGUCUCGCACCUGAGUGGGAAGAAAUGGCAGGUGAAAUUGACGAAGAGGUCAACGUCGGAGCAGUAAACUGCUCCGAUCAUGACGAUCUGAGCACUUUCUAUGGUGUUUACUCUUAUCCAACUAUUUACUAUAUUGACGAUUCUCUCGGCAUGGUUAAGUAUCAGGGCAUGAGAUCUGCCGAAGACCUUUCUGAUUAUAUUAAUAACCAGGAUUACUUAAGAGAGGACUCCAGCAAGAUCAAGGACAUCGAGAAGUUCAGGGAAAUUAGUACUCUUGAGAAAUUCAAGGGCAUGUUCGGCCUAGAUUAG
Messenger RNA from Moneuplotes crassus, 510 nucleotides. The record is from the annotation of a GenBank genome assembly. NCBI's taxonomy places the organism in Eukaryota, Ciliophora, Spirotrichea, Euplotida, Euplotidae.